GGAGGUGCGGCGCACGCGCGCAACCGGCCCUCCUUGACUCCUGCGCGGGAUUUCCGCUUUUCUUUCUCUCGUCCUUCACUUUCAAUGAAAUCUUGAAUUUUCAUUUGAAACGCAUUUUUCUCAAGAAAUCAUGAAAAGCGACAAAACACCAAAAGCGCGGAAAUCUCUUUCCAUUCGACAACUCUUUGCAUUCGCGGACACCUUCGACCGCAUCUUCGUCGUGUUGGGCGCCAUCAUCGCCACAAUCACCGGUUUCUCCUGGAAUUUGCUGACCGUCGCCUUCGGGGACGUCGUCGACGUGUUCGUCGCGUUCGAGAGGAACGCGCGCAACAAUGCCUCGGAAGUGGAAACCGCGGAAUUCCUGCGCGACGUCUACUUCUUCUCGUAUUCGCUGCUCGCGCUCUGGAUCCUCAACUUCGUCGCCAACUUCCUCAUCUGUCUGCUCUUCUCGCGCGCCGCCAACAACCAGAUCCGGCGCAUAAAGAACCGCUACUUCGAGUCGCUGUUGCGCCAGGAGGUCGCGUGGCACGACCAGAACGCCAACACGGCCUUCGCCUCCACUGUCACCACAGACCUGAAGCGCAUAGAGGACGGCAUGAACGAGAAGUUCGGUCUGGCCGUGUACAACGCCAGCACCGCGCUCAUCGCCAUAGCAACCGCUUUCAUCUACGGCUGGAAACUGACGCUCAUCAUCAUCUCGCUGCUGCCGUUCCUCGCGUUCGGCACUUCCGUCAUGAACAAGGUGCAGGCGACGUUCGCGCGCAAAGAGGUGGAGGCGUACGCGGCGGCGGGCGCUGUGGCCGAGGAGGCGAUCGGCGGCAUCCGCACUGUCGUGGCGUUCGGCGCCCAACAACACGAGAGCGAGCGCUACGAGCGCCACCUGUUGCCGGCGAUGCGGAGCGGGAUUCGACGGAACCUGAUGACGGGUUUGGGAAACGGACUCAUGUUCGCGUGUCUCUACGCGGGGCUCGCGCUCGGCAUCUGGUUCGGCGUCCAGAUGAUUCUGGAGUCGCGCGACUACACCAUCGGCACCAUCGUCAUCGUGUUCUGGUGCGUCUCUGGCGCCGGCUUCUCCAUUGGGGGCGCGGCGCCGCACUUCGAGGCGAUCGCCGUUGCCCGGGCGACGGCCGCCAAAGUGUUCGCCACCAUCGAGCGACGGCCGCUCAUCGACGUGACGUCAGAGGGAGGAGUCAAGCCGGAGCCAAUCAGGGCCGAGAUCGAGUUCAAGAACGUGGACUUUUGGUAUCCCUCGCGACCGGAAGUGAAGGUUCUGAACGGUUUCUCGUUAACUAUUGCAGAGGGCGAGAGUGUGGCGCUGGUGGGCGCGAGCGGCAGUGGGAAGAGCACAGUGUUGCAGCUGUUGCAGCGCUUCUACGACGCGAACGGGGGAGUGGUCAGUGUGGGGGGCAGGGAUGUGCGCGAGUGGAACGUGCAGUAUCUGCGCCAACAGAUGGGCGCCGUGGGUCAGGAGCCGGCGCUCUUCGACACGACCAUUCGGGAGAACGUGGCUCUGGGCUCGCACUCCAAACUGGUGGACGACAAGGACGUGGAGCGCGCGAUGCAAGAAGCGAACGCCGCGGAGUUCGUGGCGAAACUGCCGCAACAAUGGGACACUCGCGUGGGCGACCGCGGCGCGCAACUCUCGGGCGGCCAGAAGCAGCGAAUAGCGAUCGCGCGUGCGCUGAUAAACGCGCCGAAAGUGCUGCUGCUGGACGAGGCGACGUCGGCGCUGGACACGCGCUCCGAGGCUGUGGUGCAGACGGCGCUGGAAAAAGCGUCCAAAGGGCGCACGAGUGUUGUUGUCGCGCACAGACUGUCCACUGUCGUCAACUGCGACCGCAUCGUCGUCAUGGAGACGGGCCGCGUGGUCGAGACGGGAACGCAUGCGCAGCUGUUGGAGCGGAAAGGCGUGUAUCACGCGCUCGUCCGCCAACAGAGCGCGGCCGCCGAACCGGAAGUGACGGACGCGGACGAGAGCGAAGAAGUGGAGAGCGGGGAUCAGGUGGCGGACGAGGCGGAGGUGUUGGUGGGCGUGGACUUGGAGGAGGAGGUGCUGAAGAAGUUCUCGCAGAAGCGGUUGUUCGCGCUCUUCGCGGCCGACAAGUUCUACAUCUUCGCGGGUCUCGCGCUGUCGCUUCUCUACGGACUCAUUGUCCCCAUUUAUGCCUUCAUCUUCGGCGCGUUCGUCGAAGUGUUCGCGCAGAGCGAGACGAGCGCCGAGAUCUGGGCGCGCAGUCACGUGUUCGCCUACUAUUACGUCGCGAUCGCCGUCGCCGUUGGCGCCAUCUCUGUGUCGCAGAUGACGAUCCUCGGCGUG
Messenger RNA from Medioppia subpectinata, 2317 nucleotides. The record is from the annotation of a GenBank genome assembly. Lineage: Eukaryota; Metazoa; Arthropoda; Arachnida; Sarcoptiformes; Oppiidae.